Molecule: messenger RNA, 1464 nt
Organism: Lathyrus sativus (Indian pea)
Lineage: Eukaryota; Viridiplantae; Streptophyta; Magnoliopsida; Fabales; Fabaceae
Source: the annotation of a GenBank genome assembly
AUGGCAGGUACACACCUCCUCUCUCACUCUUGUUCCCUUCCCAAAACCUACAAUCACUCUUUCACCAAAAACCCUUUUCCUCAAAACCUUCUCUUCCCUCUGAAAUCCCAACCCACCAUGAAACCGCGCGUUCUCAGAGCAGUUCAAUCUCAAAGCACAGCCAAAACCCCACUAGAAGACACCAAGAACACUCAUUUUCACCAUUGUUUCAGCAAAUCCGAAGAUGGGUAUCUGUAUUGCGAGGGUCUCAAGGUGGAUGAGAUUAUGGAGUCUGUUGAAAAAAGACCUUUUUAUUUGUACAGCAAACCCCAAAUUACUAGAAACGUUGAAGCUUAUAAGAAUGCAUUGGAAGGGUUAACGUCUAUUAUUGGUUAUGCUAUCAAGGCCAAUAAUAAUUAUAAGAUUUUGGAGCAUUUGAGGAACUUGGGUUGUGGUGCCGUGCUUGUUAGUGGAAAUGAGCUUAAACUUGCUCUUCGUGCUGGAUUUGAUCCCACAAGGUGUAUCUUCAAUGGAAAUGGGAAAAUCUUGGAGGAUUUGGUCUUGGCUGCCGAAGCAGGCGUGUUUGUGAACAUUGACAGUGAGUUUGACUUGGAAAACAUUGUGGCUGCUGCAAGAAUUGCUGGAAAGAGGGUGAAUGUCUUACUUCGGAUUAAUCCUGAUGUUGAUCCACAGGUUCAUCCUUAUGUUGCCACCGGGAAUAAGAACUCUAAAUUUGGCAUUAGAAAUGAGAAGCUGCAAUGGUUUUUAGAUGCUGUCAAAGAGCACCCUGUUGAGUUAAAGCUUGUAGGAGCCCACUGUCAUCUUGGAUCAACCAUUACCAAGGUAGAUAUUUUCAGGGAUGCAGCCUCUAUUAUGGUCAACUACAUUGACGAAAUCCGAGCUCAGGGUUUUGAAGUUGACUACUUAAAUAUUGGUGGUGGACUUGGGAUAGAUUAUUAUCAUGCCGGUGCUGUCCUUCCUAAACCCAGAGAUCUAAUUGAUACUGUGCGGGAGCUUGUUCUUUCCCGUGGUCUUAAACUUAUCAUUGAACCAGGGAGAUCACUUAUAGCAAAUACUUGUUGCUUAGUUAACCGGGUGACAGGUGUCAAAACCAAUGGCUCUAAAAACUUUAUUGUGAUUGACGGAAGUAUGGCUGAACUUAUCCGUCCAAGUCUUUAUGAUGCUUAUCAGCAUAUAGAGCUUGUUUCCCCUGCCCCAGCAAAUGCCGAGAUUGCUACUUUUGAUGUAGUCGGCCCUGUCUGCGAGUCUGCCGAUUUCUUAGGAAAAGGAAGAGAACUUCCAACUCCUGCCAAGGGUGCUGGUCUAGUUGUUCACGAUGCCGGUGCUUACUGCAUGAGUAUGGCAUCUACUUACAAUCUAAAGAUGAGGCCUCCUGAGUACUGGGUUGAAGAUGAUGGAUCAUUGAGCAAAAUCAGACACGGGGAAACAUUCGAAGACCAUAUCCGGUUCUUCGAGGGGCUUUAA